AGUAGAGUUGACCUGCGCUAGCUCGGCUGCAGCGGCUCAACUCAGCCGGGACGACGACAUGGCCAAUAUUUGCAUGCACACGCUCAUCUUGAAGCUGCAAGACGUGAACGCGGUGAAGUUCGGGGAGUAUAAGCUCAAGAGCGGCUUGAUGACACCCAUUUACAUCGACCUGAGGGUGCUCGUGUCCCACCCUGCGCUCUUGAACCAGGUGUCAAAGCUCAUUUACCAGAGAGCUCAGGAUGAGGGUCUCCAGUUUGACUUGGUGUGUGGUGUUCCAUACACGGCCUUGCCCAUAGCCACCAUUAUCUGCUCCACACACGGGCUGCCCAUGCUCAUCAGGCGCAAGGAGGCCAAAGACUAUGGAACCAAGCGUCUGGUGGAGGGCUCUUUUAAAGAGGGAGAUACGUGCCUCAUCAUUGAAGACACUGUGACCAGCGGGUCUAGCAUUUUGGAAACUGCUGAAGUGAUGUACAAAGAAGGACUGAAGGUGACAGAUGCCAUUGUGCUGAUGGAUAGAGAGCAAGGCGCAGUGGACAUGCUGGCUUCCAAGGGCAUCAGGCUGCAUCCGAUCAUCUCCAUGUUCAAGCUGCUCGAUGUGCUCAAGGCUUCCGAACGCAUCGACGCGAGCACGGCCCAGAGAGUACACAAGUUCAUCGUGGAUAAUAACACUUUCAGACCCAAGGAGAAGAAUGGCGAUGACGUCCCGGCAUCUAAGAAGCAAUGUGUGGAACGCAACCUGGAGCUGACCUAUGAAGCAAGAGCCAAACUACCAGAUGUUCAUCCUCUGGUGUCAAAGCUGCUGACAGUCAUGGCGGAAAAGCAGUGCAACCUUUGUGUGUCUGCGGACGUCACGAGCAGUGAGGAGCUGCUCCAGCUGGCAGACACUCUCGGUCCCAAGAUUUGCUUACUAAAGACCCACGUGGAUAUAUUGAAGGACUACACUAAGGCCUUCAGCAAGAAGCUGCAGGAUGUCGCUGAGAAGCACAACUUCCUCAUCUUUGAGGAUCGCAAGUUUGCUGACAUUGGGAAUACGGUCAAGCAUCAAUAUGAAGGUGGUUUGUACCAGAUCUCGUCGUGGGCCCACAUAGUGAACGCUCAUGCGGUGCCGGGACACGGCGUCGUGAGCGGCCUGGCUUCUGUCGGAAGACCUCUGGGCCGAGGCUGUCUGCUCAUUGCGCAGAUGAGCUCGCAGGGCUCACUGGCGACUGGGGAGUACACCAAGGCUGUGGUGAAAAUGGCUGAGGAGCAUUCCCCCUUUGUCAUUGGCUUUAUCUGCGGUUCGAAGAUCACUAAGCGGCCCGAGUUCAUCCACAUGACCCCUGGGGUACAAAUGCAGGCUGGAGGAGACGUGUUGGGCCAGCAGUACACCACUCCGGAGGAAGUCAUCUACAACAAGGGCUCUGAUGUCAUCAUUGUUGGACGCGGGAUCCUGGAAGCGACAGAUAGGUUGGACGCUGCCGAGGCUUACAGGAAGUCUGGCUGGGAGGCGUACACGCGGCGGAUGGGGCAGAGUGGCCAAUAGGAGCUCCACAGAAACAUUUGGACCUGGAUUUAAUAUAUAUAUAUAUAUUUUUUUUUGUUUGUUUUUUGUUUGUUUGUAUCAGCAAAUCACAGAUUCAAAUACACAUCAACUUCCUACAAUCAACAUAGGUGGUAAAUGCACAGAAGUAGUUGAUAUUUGCUAAAAGCUGCAAUUCUAAAUCUCCUCGUUUUUGCUACAUUUAAGUUUCACUACUUUUUCAGUAUUUCUUUGAACUGAUAUUUUUUCUUUUUCCUUACAUAUACCAUUAGUUUUAUUAAUUGUGCUGUUUAUUUUUUAUUUUUUGGACAUACUGUAUGUACUGAGGGAACACUUUACAUGCACAAUUGUCUUUGCUAAAUAAAAAAUAAUGAGGUUUGCAUAUUUGUUGUAGAAUAUAUAUUUGAGCCAGCUCCAAUCAUUUACCAGUCAAAGAGAUCCAAAUAUAGUCACCGAUUACUCUGAAUUAGAUGAGGGAAAUGUACUCCUAUAAAUGUUAUC
Molecule: messenger RNA, 2020 nt
Organism: Phycodurus eques (leafy seadragon)
Lineage: Eukaryota; Metazoa; Chordata; Actinopteri; Syngnathiformes; Syngnathidae
Gene: umps
Product: uridine monophosphate synthetase
Exons: 10
Coding region: 59-1522 (487 amino acids)
Biological process (GO): 'de novo' UMP biosynthetic process; 'de novo' pyrimidine nucleobase biosynthetic process
Molecular function (GO): orotidine-5'-phosphate decarboxylase activity; orotate phosphoribosyltransferase activity
Source: RefSeq, a predicted model, not a curated record